AUGGAGCAAGAGUACAUCAUAUGGAAAUUCUAUGGAGAGAACAAGACGGAUCGCCCGGAUAUUUCAUCCCGGACUUCAACUUUGGAAGAGGCAUUGACCCUGCUCAUACUGAAAGGCUCAUCCUCGUUCGGCUUCAUUAUUGAGCCUUUAGGGGAAAAGACUCUCCCGCAGCCUUGGCAUCUUCCUCACUACUUCGUCGAUGUUGAGGAUGAUGCUGCUCCACACGUUGCAGCAGUUAUUCUGCCCGGUGUUAACGGCGAACCUAGUUUCGCUUUUGCCUGCCCGAUGAACUGGGAUAUAAUCUUGGCUAUUUUCGGGACGCAUGAUACCGACAUAAGGUUUGCCGGCAACUUCCACAACGAAGAAUACCUUGUCACAGUCAAGCCUACUACUGUGAGGGCGGAGAGCCGUUUGAAGAGACUGGGUCGGCCGGGUGGGAUCUCUUUGGAGCAUAGUAUCGAGACAAACACUGAAUACCUGGAGACCUCAAACCGUCCAUGA
Messenger RNA from Colletotrichum orchidophilum, 501 nucleotides. RefSeq names its product aldehyde reductase. NCBI's taxonomy places the organism in Eukaryota, Fungi, Ascomycota, Sordariomycetes, Glomerellales, Glomerellaceae. The record is from RefSeq and is a predicted model, not a curated record. The transcript has 2 exons. Bases 1 to 501 code for a protein of 166 amino acids.